Pocillopora damicornis (cauliflower coral) is the source of this 3139-nucleotide messenger RNA. RefSeq names its product pleckstrin homology domain-containing family A member 8. Gene Ontology annotation, molecular function: ceramide 1-phosphate binding; ceramide 1-phosphate transfer activity. The record is from RefSeq and is a predicted model, not a curated record. Gene Ontology annotation, cellular component: cytosol; cytoplasm; membrane. NCBI's taxonomy places the organism in Eukaryota, Metazoa, Cnidaria, Anthozoa, Scleractinia, Pocilloporidae. Gene Ontology annotation, biological process: ceramide transport; intermembrane lipid transfer.
AAUGGCGGACGUCCUAACCCGUUGGUGGUUACACAGAGAAAGCUGAGGAUAAAUAGCUUAAUCCGUGUUAGAUCGACGAACACUUGGACUUGUGUCCGAACAUAGGAUUUUUGCGCAGGGCUGCGUGAACAUUUUAAAGAGAGAAGCGCAGAAGAUGUCGAUAAUGGAAGGGACUUUGUGGAAAUGGACGAACUAUCUAAGUGGUUGGCAGCCCAGGUGGUUUGUCCUAGAAGUUGGAGUGUUGGCGUAUUACAAAUCUCAGGAAGAGGUUGGGCUUGGAAGCAGAGGAUCAGUGAAAAUGGCUUGUUGUGAAAUUUCAGUACAUCCUACAGAUGCUGUUCGAAUUGACCUGAAGAUUCCCCCGGACCAAUACAUUUACCUUAGGGCUGCCACACCAGCUGAACGACAACAGUGGUUAGUUGCAUUGGGAACAGCCAAAGCAUGUUUGACAACAAUGAAACAUAAUGGCCACUCAGAAGUUCCUGGAGAAUCCAUGAGCCAGUUAAAGGAGAAGAUGCAAGAGCUGAACAUGUAUCGUAGUUUAUUACUGCAACAAAUCAGCACCAUUAAGAUGCUCUGCAGCAAUAAAGAGGACAACCAGGAAUUUGGAGAAGCGGCAACCAUGCUAUCUGCAACUUGCGAUGAAUUUCUCAAAAACAUUUGUGACUGUAUGGAUUUAGCAGAAAGUAACUUUGGGAGCUCCUCAUCUUCACCAUCUUCACCAUCAACUUCCAUGAAUAAGACUUUGAGAUCAACAAAGCACAGUACUUUUCAAAAACAAUUACUCCAUGAUGGUCAUAGGUCUUCAUCCCCUCCACCAUCGCCAACUCCAAGUGUUGCCAGUUCAUUUAGUUCUACUUACAAUGGACCACCAAGCGUCACAACCGUAAGCGACCAAUCAGUUCACAGCGAUAGAAUGACGUCAUCAGUUACCAAGCAGCUCACGACCCAGACUCCUAACCAAGUCGUUGGGAACCGUUCUUCAACAAAUUCCUCUGAGCAUAAUGAUCGCAGGCAUGUGCAAGCUAGCGGAGUGUCGGCCAACCCCACCCUCAAUCAUCACAAGGCGAAGUAUAUUGAAUUGUCUCGGAAUUCCCUCGAUUCACAGUCGUCGACUUCAAAUUCAGAGGAAGUUAAGGAGGAACCUUUAACAUUCUUCACUAGUGUGCAAUUUAGAUUUGAGAACAUUCAGUUAGGACCAGACAAUGGUAUUCCCACUAAACUUUUUCUUUCGUCCUGUUCGUGUAUCCUACCGUUUCUCGAUGUUCUUGGAUCAACUGCAUUUGCUCCUGUUAAACUGGAUAUCAGUGGGAAUAUAAAAAAACUCGAAGCUAAACACGAUACGGAUCCGAAAGCGUUUGUCACGCUGCAAAAUAUUGUUUACCAAGAACUCAAAAGCAACACGUGUACGGUGAAAAACUCAGCCACGGACGCGUUACUAUGGUUGAAAAGAGCUUUAGAGUUUAUGCAAGUGUUUCUCGCUGAAGUUGUUCGAGGAGAAAAAGAUCUCGCUGUAGCGGCAGGUACGGCUUACGGCAAGACGCUCAGAAGAUAUCAUGGUUGGGUCGUUAGAGGGGUUUUCGCUUUGGCAGUUAAAGCAGUGCCAUACAGAUCGGAUUUUCUUACAGCUCUUGCGACCACUGAAAAGGGCUUGGCCACUCACAAGGAUGUCAUACGGGACAUGAAGAUGUGCGUUGAGGGACUGAGUCGAUUUACGAACAUUAUAAACCAGUUAUACCGGAAGCACAAACUCGAUUCGGAGGAGACCGUGUAACGACGUCACGCUUCAUUUCGGCGGAACCGUUCGUGACAUUGUCACGCUUUUCCGCCCUGUUCACGCACACAUACGAGGCUUUUGUCCUCGUUCUUAUGUAGUUAAUCACAUAGCUAGCUCAAAAUUUAUUUUAAUAAGAACUAUUAUUAACUAAGUAACAUAAAUAUUUAAGAACGACAGUCAGUAUAUAUAGAGUUAACUUUAGAUCUCGUUGCUAAAAGAAUGAAUAGAGUCAGGAACCCAUUACUUAAUGGGCUCCUGAUAAAGUAGUGUUCAGAGGACUCCCCCUCUACCGCUGUGAACUGGGUUCCAUUUCCAAAGGUGGCAUGAAAUGUGUGUUGAGAUUUUUGCUAGUUUUCGUUGUUGUGGUGAGGAUUUUUCUUUGGAAGCUGUGGUUUUCCUCCUUCUCAAAGCACCAACACUACAAAUUUCAGUUCGACUUAAUUCGUUAUCAGACUUUCCCUGGUUCUUCCCAAGCUGUUAUUGUUCCACGCAGAGUCUUCAAGCUCAGUGGAAGUUUCUAUUAGCCUUAUCACUCUCAAGAACUCAUCAGAAAAUCUCCUACUGUCUGCCAUACAAUUCCCAUGAUGUUAGCAGUUAGAAUUUGGUAUUGGGUCAAUUGAUAAUCCCCUUAAUGAUAUUUUUCUUUAUUCUCAUCACUUACCUGCUUGAUAUUAGAUGGAAGUUGUGAGGAGCUUUGUGUAUAGAGCAUUUGACCGUAAAUAUAAUCAUUUUUCUUCGUUCGUGACAAAAUGUUUUUCUUUAACAGGCUGGAGUAAUUGUUCAAAAUCUCUUUUUUUUUCUAGUUUUUACUGACUGUCGCUCGUAAUAUAUUGAAAAAAAUCAAGAUUUACCCAGAUACUAUAAAUCACAUUAGGUAAUUUAAAUACUGUUGUAAAUUUAAUUUCUUUUCAAUCGCCCAAUAGUUCAAUUUGACAAAAACGGUAAUCACACAAUUACCCUUGCCAUUUUAAAUACUAGUGUAACAGGUAGUUGGCAAAUUAUAGAUCUGAUUGGCUACACGAUGUCUUUAUUGAUUGGUGCCAGUCUCAAACCGCGCACGAUCAGUGAAAAAGAGAGCAAAGUUGCAAUUUCCUCGUCCCCUGAUCUUAUGAUCAUAUUAUGGCAUGAGAAGUGGCUUCUAAGAAACCCUAGGGGUCUGGGAACGAGAAUGGCCGACCCAGCAUGAUAUCUCCCGGAAUCAUGAUAUUUACUCAAAACUACAAUUGAAUCUAGCAAAACAGGAACGCUAUUAAUUUUAUUGUAGGGAAGUUUUAUAAAAAAGCAUUCAGGGAAAUUUAUCGUUCAAACUAACUGGACUUAAGUAAAUCAAAAAAUUAAAACGCUAUCAGAUGGUAACGGUUC